This is a messenger RNA of Ipomoea nil (Japanese morning glory), 507 nucleotides long. RefSeq names its product stimulated by retinoic acid gene 8 protein-like. The coding region runs from base 1 to 507 and encodes 168 amino acids. NCBI's taxonomy places the organism in Eukaryota, Viridiplantae, Streptophyta, Magnoliopsida, Solanales, Convolvulaceae. The record is from RefSeq and is a predicted model, not a curated record. The transcript has a single exon.
AUGGUUCUGGAUGCCACAAAUCUCCGUAGUUGCAACCCUUUUCAGCUGGAUGAUGGUGACUACAUCACUCUUGAAGAGGUCGCUAGGAAAGCCCCUGCCGAGGGAAGUUCGUUAGUUGAAGAGCUUGAGAUUCCUGUUGGAAAGUUGAACCUAGCGUUACAGAGCUUGGGUGGAGAUGCUGAGAACGAAGGCGAAGAAGAGAGGGAAGAGGGAGAAGAAGGAGAAGAAGCAGAAGAGGUCGAGGAGAGUGACUCUGAAAGCGAAGAGAAUGUAAUGAGGAAGGAAGUAAGGACCAAGAAAGAGCAUGAUGCAAUGACACACGAGGAACGUGUGGUGACCCUCAUUCGUCAGCAAAAUCGGAUGAUUGAGGAAGGCUUCUCUUUCAUGAAGGCUCAGUUUGUCACUGUCAAUCAGAGGUUAGACAAGUUGGAGGCUGGUUCUAGCCGUGGUGGAGUUGAGGAAGACUCAGACGAGGAUGCCGAGGAGUCGGAGGAUGAAUCCUCUUAG